AUGAAACCUUCCUGGGCAAUUUUGGCCCUCGCCUUUGGCUCGCACGUUGUAGCCAAAGGCUUUUCACCAACCGAUGCUGCUGAAUAUUGCAUGUAUGCUAUCUACGAGUCGUUAUCUGAACUUAGCUGGCAGGAAUCUGCGAAUGAAACCAGCUCAGAAGCCUCGAACUCAGCCUCUCCAUGUUCCAACGGUAUCGAGGCUACCUCUAUCUAUGCCUCUGUUGUGGAAUACUGCCAUGGAACAUCAUACAGUCAAGGCCUUGUCUUUUGGGAUAAGCUUUGUGCUAAUCUUGGCACUUCGCUGACGGGCUUGGAUGACCUCGAAGCCAGCGUUACUACAGCCUACAUUGAACAAUUGCCCGUUAUCAGCCCAGACACCGCGGGAAAGACUGAGAUUUCGACUCCGGUGCUGCUUGAGAAGUCGUACUAUUCGCGCGCUGUGCGCAGUGUGACUGCCAACGAGACUAGAGAUAGCAGCUCAAUCAACAUUGCUUGGGGCAUUCAUGGCUUCUGGGGCUUUAUCGUCCUUACGGGCGUUCUUCAUAACGUCUUUUCUACCCUCUCCCGUCGUUGUGCCGGUGCCCAGGCCGGAGACAUCGAGAAGCCUCAAUCACGCCGCUGGCGAGAAAUCAUCCCAGCGCCCGUUCGAUGGGCUCAUGACACUGUCUAUACGUAUCUGAUACUCUCUCCCGCUCUGGGAUACAACCACCGACGCCUUCUGGGCUUUAACGUACCCUUACGGGCCCAGGGUCUGACCUUCUUCUUCUUCUGGUCGCUGGCCGUUAUCUUGGCUUGCAUACACAGUGGUGUCUAUCGAGACGAUCCUUUCAACGGAACCUUUGCGUACCAGAUCUGGGUGUUCAUGGGGCCCAGACUCGGUUUUCUCGCCUUCGCAUGUCUCCCCUGGCUGUGGCUCUUUGCCGGACGAAACAACAUUUUCAUCUGGGGAACUGGCUGGGACUAUCAGACUUUCAACCUCUUCCACCGGCAUCUCGCGAGAGUCACUGUGAUUUAUGCAAUUCUGCACUCUAUCUCGUACACCGUCAAAUAUCUGGCCUACUCCCCGAGCAAGUACUACAAGGACCUCGAAACAAACUGGUUCCGCUUCGGCAUUGUGGCCACAAUCCUCAUGUCCCUCCUCAUUCCCUUCUCCUCGGCCACCCUUCGCAAGCGCUACUAUGAGGUCUUCCUAAUUAUCCACAUCCUCUCCGCCAUAGUCAUCGUCUGCGCCUUAUUCAUCCACAUUUCCAAGUUUGGCACAGAAUACACCCCGCACCUCUGGCCAGUAGUCGCAAUCUGGUCCUUCGACCGCCUCGCCCGCCUCCUCCGACUAGUCGUUACAAACAUCCACGUGCGAAGCCGUAGAGUGUCUCGCACGGCAAGAAGCACCGUCAGCUACAGUGACAAGAGCGACGUUCUCCGCAUUGAGAUCCAACCCGCCGCGGUCCCGCGGACUCCACGGGCGGGCGACGUGUAUUACCUGUACCAGCCACGAAGUUGGCGCGGGUGGGAGAAUCAUCCAUUUACCCUGGCUUCGUGGGCAUAUGCCGAGGAUGGCGUGAAAACGCCGGCUCUGGAGGGGGCCGUGUCCAUGCCUUUGGCGGGUGUGAAGGGGGAGAAGGGGCCACAGGUGAAGACGUUAUCGGCUCCGGCUCCGGCCCAGCUCGUGGCGACAGGCGGCCAGAUUCAAGUCCAGCCCUACCAAGACGAGGUUGUCUCGACGUCGGGAGUAUCACCGACAACAUUGACCUUUUAUGUCCGCCCCUAUGAGGGCUGGACGAAGCGGUUGAAGGAGCAAUGCCUGCGGUCGGGGUAUACAUGUCACCCGACCCUCCUUGUCGAGGGGCCGUACGGACACCGGGUCUCGCUGGGCGAAUUCGAGCAUGUCGUCAUGAUCACGGGCGGGACGGGGAUCAGUGUUGCGACGGCGUAUCUGCAGGAUCUGCUCGGCGGAUCUCGAGGAGACGGGGAGGGCAGGGAUGACUACGACCGAAGCCAGCAGAUCGAUCUGCAUUGGACAGCACGGGAGGCAGCGUUGUUUGCUGAGCUGUGUCAAAGGGAGCUUGCUGCGCUCGAGGGGAAUACGGCGGUGCAGAUGCGGUUCUAUUGUUCGAGGGAACAGGGAGUUGAGGGUUUGGAUAGGGAGGCCCUGGGCGGGCGGGUCGUUGAGAAGGGGAGGGCUCCGACUCGAGACAUUAUCUCCAAGGCGGCUGCAGAGGCAAGAGUCAGCUGUGCUAAAGUGGCUGUCCUUGUUUGUGGGCCUGUAGGGAUGGCGAACGAGGCGAGGCAGGCCGUUUGUGAAGCGAGGAAAGAGUAUGCUGGGGUGGAGUAUUUUGAAGAGGUCUAUGGGUGGUAG
Molecule: messenger RNA, 2355 nt
Organism: Aspergillus welwitschiae
Lineage: Eukaryota; Fungi; Ascomycota; Eurotiomycetes; Eurotiales; Aspergillaceae
Product: ferric reductase family protein
Exons: 6
Coding region: 1-2355 (784 amino acids)
Biological process (GO): copper ion import; iron ion transport; intracellular iron ion homeostasis
Cellular component (GO): plasma membrane
Molecular function (GO): ferric-chelate reductase activity
Source: RefSeq, a predicted model, not a curated record